Messenger RNA from Aphanomyces astaci, 990 nucleotides. RefSeq lists its product as hypothetical. The transcript is spliced from 7 exons. The record is from RefSeq and is a predicted model, not a curated record. The coding region runs from base 1 to 990 and encodes 329 amino acids. NCBI's taxonomy places the organism in Eukaryota, Oomycota, Saprolegniomycetes, Saprolegniales, Verrucalvaceae. Gene Ontology annotation, molecular function: nucleic acid binding.
AUGUUGCUGGGGAUCCUCAGCGAGCUAGAAUCAGGAACCAAAGACCUACAAGCUGAAGACGUAACCAUUUUGGACGCACGCAAUCUCUUUGUUGAGACGAUCCUGCUUUACCCGGAUGCGGACAAGCGUUUGCGCCCAAACGCCGAGAUUGUGUUGAGUGCAGUUGAGCGGGAAGGCGUUUGUGGAUUGCAGAUAAACUACCCGGCCGCGCAGGCACCAAGCGGCAAGCCUUUGAACCUGUCUGAACAAGCAAAAAACGAAAGAAGACAAGUCACGAGGAGUUCAAUCCACCUGGACGAGAAAUGGUUCAAUGCCGACAAAGACUGCCGAAAGGUUUACCUUGUUGGUGAUGAGGUCGUCAAGCAGCGCCCGUGCAAGUCCAAGCGGUUCAUAUCGAAGAUUAUGUUUCUCGGUGCUGUGGCACGUCCGCGCGAAGCUGUUGGAUUCGACGGGAAGAUUGGCAUGUGGCGGUUUGUGUCGCAAGUCGGCGGGGCCCGGAGCACAUGGACUGCAGGGACUACUUCCCCCACAGCAGGGGCGAGCAAAACGAUAUCGACAUCAUCGGCAAGUCUUGCCAAGCGAAAACUCGUGAAACAUCUGUACGGCUCAGUGGACAUGGCGUUUGAGAAAGUCGGGAGCUACUUUGAGCUCCUGAAGGCGCGCAAUCCAGGAUACUGCUUGCGCUAUAUUGUUGCCAACAUCAACACGGCGCAAGGACGGCCCCUGUCCAGUACUGAAGAAGGCUUGGCGUUCAAGUUAGCUCGAUCCGACAGCCAUGAAACGUUUGCACGGCACAUGGAAAAACUACGAGCGCUAAACCCUGAUGCUGCCGACUAUUUGUUGACAAUCCAUGUCGAACAUGGGGUGACAUACGCGUUUACGCGGUCGACGUUUGUCAAUGUCACAUCCAACAUGAGCGAGUUUGCCAACCAGUGGUUGGGGACUGAGCUCCGCAGUUCGGAUGCUAAGCAACAGUGCGAAGUGGCCUGA